Messenger RNA from Porites lobata, 5759 nucleotides. NCBI's taxonomy places the organism in Eukaryota, Metazoa, Cnidaria, Anthozoa, Scleractinia, Poritidae. The record is from the annotation of a GenBank genome assembly.
UAUUUUUCCUCAGAGAAUUACACUGAAACACUGAAUGAUGCCAAAACUGCCAUAGACGUACAACCAUCGUUUGUAAAGGCUUUUGUGCGAGGUAUGUCGACUAUGGGCCAAUCGAUCCUGACUGCGAUUACUGAUUUGCUUGUGUAUAACUAGCAAAACUCACCAACAUCUUUCCUAAAAUAAACGUUUAUGAUUCAAAAUAACGCAAGACAAACUGCGCUCAGAUUAGGGGCUGUUAACAGCCGUUUUCACUCUAGAGACGGAUAAACAGACAAUUUAAGUCAGACAGAUUAUUCGUCAAAAUUAAAGCCGUUCCGUUUUCACAUUAAGACAGAUUGUUUGUCUGAAGCGAAUUACUCAACGGAUAACCCUUCUGGGACGCAUGUGAAAAUGGCAAUUGAUGUUUUCAGUUACCAUGACAACAAAUGUGUUUUCUCUCAGUAGACCUCAGUAAUGUUGGACUUUUCAGAUUUAUUUACCACGAAAUUCUUAUAGAGAAUUAUCUUGCUCUGGAGUGGGUUACGAUAACUAGACUAUUGUUUUUUUGUGUGUGUUUUCGCGCACCAAUCUCAUUCUUCCCAGGUUUACUUAUUGCCUAAUUUCAAACCGAUAGUGGUGUGUGUACGAGUCCGUUUUUAACGCGAUAAACAACACAAAUUCCACAUAGUCAGAAAGAGCACAUUGAGGUUAGCAACAUUUCAAAAUUUCGUAAAAAAUAUAUGGACAUCCAGCAAUCCAUAUAUCUCUUAUAAAUUUUUAAGUUGAUCUUGUUCAAUAUUCCCACGAUUGACACCAAACUUUAGCUUAUAUCUGAAUAGCAUUUACAGCCCAAAUGUGUUUUAUCCUGAGCUUUUUUUCUUAACAGGGGCAAGUGCCUGCGUUCAGUUGAAACUAUUCAGCGAAGCCAUCACGUGGUGUGAAAAAGGAUUAGAAGUAUCUUUUACUGAAGUUUACAGAGGAAGUCGAUUUAGAGAUCAUUUCUUCACAAACCUUCUUCAUUUUUCUUCUAUUCACUGUUGAAAAUAUUUCUAGUGCAGACUCACAUGCAUUUAAGACUAAAUACAUCAAUAGGUGCCUUGUACAAAGCAGACCUAUAAGCCUUUGCAAUCUAUCCUUCUCACUAAAAAAAAGUGAGGUGUAAACGUGCAGUGAAGUGGAGCAGUUUUAAUUAAAUAUUUGGUCGUUAAUACACAGCACGUACUUUGCAAUACACUCAUGGGUUUAUAUCUCCAAGGAAACUAAGGGAGACUCUAGAUAAUUUAUUUCAAGGGCAGAAACUUGGCAGGUUGUUUUUAAGUUUCUUGACAAUUGAACUUGUACAAGAUCGACCAGAAUAACCAGAAGCUGUUGGAUUUUCUGGAUAGGUCCAUGAGAGAACAAAAGAAGCUGAACGUAGAUAAUUACGGAGAACAGGUGAGAGUGAUGGAGAAAGGGCUUGGAGUGCGUUAUUUCCGCGUUUUUGAAUAUGCUUUUCAGAGAUGUUAACUUGGAGGUCACAUCUUACUGUACAGUAUCGAUACAGUAGGCUAGAGAAGCAUAUACCCUCCUUUAGCAAAUAAUAUUAAAGGAGGUGCUGAUCCAUCUCUGUUCGAUCUGUUUGCGUAGCUUGCCCCCAUACGGGUGGGUGUAUACAAAUCGCUGGCUAGCCUAGCUUACAGCCUACCCUAUGGACCACCCUAAAUUUUGUAAUUUUGCUGAAAUAACAAAACAACCGGCCUGAGCAAAGCAAAAGAGAUAAGCAGAGAAGAGAAAAUAGCUCGCGCGUAUUUAAAGGAAAGUACUUAUAGUUGAAAUAUGCAGUCAGUAUGUGCCGAAAGGACUGCUUAGGUCACAGGGAGUGGAGGAGUUAUUUGUGACCUUGCCUGUUGUUAAAUGUUUUAGCUAAUAGCUCUGUUCGCCUGUGUCUACUGUUAAGAAUCGAGUCCUGAGGUUGGAAUCGAUAACAAUGAACAAUCCACUGCAUGUGUUAGAUCAUGAUAAGACCAAUUACAACACCUACAGAAAAUAAACAAAUAUUUGAAUUGUCCUAAAUGAUUUUCAGUUUCUCCAAACUUCUGUCGUAUUUGUUCUUUAAAAGAAAAAUUUCGAAAUUAAAGACUUUCUCGAUACUAUACUUUUUGGAACGCUUCACCCCUCUUUACGGAAUGAUAUAUUUCCAGAUGAUGAAAAUGUAAUGUAAAAUAUGUCAUAAAUAAUGUACGUUAUUUAUUUCACAGAAAAAUUGCACGAAGGCGACAUACACAGUAGGCGACCUUGGCACUUUUGGUAAAAUUGACAACUUUGAGAACAGGUCAGGAGAAGGAAAGGCGUAUGGCAAUGAUCUUUACAACGUCUCUCACAGUUUGAGAGAUUUUGAAGCCAUAGACAACUAUGAACGUCACCUAAAAAUUGCGAAGCAGUUGGGUAACAGAACGGAAGAAGGAAAGGCGUAUUGCAAUCUGGGCAUCAUCCAUCGCAAAAAAGGAGAUUUUAAAACAGCCGUAGACUACCAUGAACGACAUCUAAAAAUUGCGAAAGAAUUGGGUGACACAUCGGGUGAAGGAAAGGCGUAUUGCAAUCUUGGCAAUGUCUAUCACGAUACAGGAGAUUUUAAAACAGCCAUAGACUACCAUGAAAGUAAUCUAAAAAUUACAAAAGAAUUGUGCGACAGAUCGGGAGAAGGAAAGGCGUAUGGAAAUCUCGGAAACGCGUAUCACAAGCUGGGAAGUUUUAAAACAGCUAUGGACUACCAUGAACGUUGUCUAGAAGUUGCGGAAGAAUUGGAUGACACUUUGGGAAAAGGAGUAGCGUAUUGCAAUCUUGGCAACGCCCAUAACAGUAUGGGGGAUUUUCAAAAAGCUAUAGACUACCAUAAACAAAGUCUAAAAAUUGCUGAAAACUUGGGAGACAGAUCGCUAGAAGCAAAAGCGUAUAGCAAUCUUGGAUGCGCCUUUGACAGUUUGGGAGAUUUUAGAAAAGCCAUAGACUACCAUGAACGUGAUCUUAAAAUUGUAAAAGAACUAGGGGACAGAUUGGGAGAAGGAGAGGCGUAUAACAAUCUUGGCAUCGCCUAUCGCAAUCUGGGAGAUUUUAAAAAAUCCAUUGACUUUUUUAAACUUUCUCUAAAACUUUCCACACAACUGGGUGACAGAUCGGGAGAAGGAAGGGCGUAUUGCAACUUGGCCGUUGCUCAUAACAGUCUCAAAAAUUUUAAAAUAGCCAUACACUGCUAUAAACGUCAUUCAGAAAUCUUGAAAGAAUUGGGUGUCAGGUGGAGAGAGGGAGAGGCAUAUGGCAAUCUUGGUGACGCCUAUCACAGACUGGGAGAAUUCAAAACAGCCAUAAACUUCUAUGAACGGUGUCUGGAAAUUGCGAAAGAACUGGGUGACAGGUCGAGAGAAGGAGCGGCGUAUGGUGAUCUUGGGAAUGUCCAUUACAGACUGGGAGAUUUUAAAACAGCCUUAGACUACCAUGAACGGCAUCUCAAAAUUGCGAGAGAACUGGGUGACAGAUCGAGAGAAGGAGUGGCGUAUGGCGCUCUUGGCAACGUUCUUGUUAGUCUGGGAGAUUUUAAAACAGCCAAAGACUACCAUGAACAACAACUAAAAAUUGCGAAAGAAUUGGGUGACACGUCGGGAGAAGGAGUGGCGUAUGGCGCUCUUGGCAACGCUGUUGUCAGUCUGGGAGAUUUUAAAACAGCCAAAGACUACCAUGAACAACAACUAAAAAUUGCGAAAGAAUUGGGUGACACGUCGGGAGAAGGAGUGGCGUAUGGCGCUCUUGGCAACGCUGUUGUCAGUCUGGGAGAUUUUAAAACAGCCAAAGACUACUAUGAACAACAACUAAAAAUCGCGAAAGAAUUGAGUGACACAAUGGAGGAAGGAGUGGCGUAUGGAAAUCUUGGCAACACCCAUUACCAUAUGGGAGAUUUUAAAACAGCCACAGACUACUAUAAACGACUACUAAAAAUUGCCAAAGAAUUGGGUGACACAUCGGGGGUAGGAAAGGCGUAUGGCAAUCUUGGCAACGUUUAUCGCAGUCUGGGAGAAUUUAAAGCAGCCAUAGACUACUAUGAAGGUGAUCUUAAAAUUGCGAAAGAACUGGGUGACAAAUCGGAAGAAGGAAAUGCGUAUGGAAGUCUUGGAAACGUCUAUUACAAUCUGCAAGAUUUUAAAACAGCUUUAGACUACCAUGAACGUGCUCUAAAAAUUGCGGAAGAAUUGGAUGAAACGUCGGGAAAAGGAGCGGCAUAUUGCAAUCUUGGUAACGUCCAUUACAGACUGGGAGACUUGAAAACAGCCCUAGACUACCAUAAACGUCAUUUGAAAUUUGCGAAAGAACUGGGUGACAGAUCGGGAGAAGGAAAUGCGCAUGGAAAUCUUGGAUGCACCUUCGAAAGUCUGGGAGAUUUUGAAACAGCCAUACAUCAUUAUGAACAUCACCUAGACAUUGCGAAAGAAUUGAGUGACACAUUAGGAGAGGCGAAAGCGUGUUGGAAUUCUGGUACAUUUUAUGAAUAUCUAGGUCAAGUUCCAAUGGCUAAGGGAUACUAUCAGAGCAGUAUUACUUUGUUAAAUAAUAUCAGAGAUCGUCUUCAAUUUGACGACAAGUUGAAAAUAAGCUUUCGUGAUCGAUACCAGAGAAUAUACGCUGCACUUUGGCGCUUGAUGUUAAGAGAAGGCAAGUUUACUGAGGCUUUGGUGUCUGCGGAGAAGGUUCGGGCACAGGGUCUAAGAGAUCUUAUGGUAUUUAAUUAUGGAUUUGAAAUGAAUGAUAUUGAAUCUAGUGAAGAUCACAGAUCCUUUCCUCCCAAUACCAUAUUUAUGGCAAUUGUAGAAAACGAAUUAGUCUUUUGGGUUUGUCAGAACUGGAAGGAGGUUAAAUUAAGAAGAAAGGAAGUCAGUUCCCAGUAUGACACUAGCACUUAUUUACAGUCUCUUGUCGAUGAUAUGGGUGAAAGUGCCUUGAAUACACUAUACGACAUCAUCAUUGAUCCUAUUAAAGAUCUGUUUUCGGGAAAUGAACUCAUAUUCGUGCCUGAAGGCCCACUUUGCUUGGCUCCCUUUGCUGCAUUAAAGUGUCCAAACUCCGAACACCUCUGUGCCUCAUUCAGAAUUCGCUUGAUUCCAUCUCUCACCAGCUUGAAAAUGAUUGGGGAUUGUCCGGUAGAUUAUCACUGUAAGUCUGGCGUGCUUCUUGUUGGUGACCCAUGGGUGCAAGAAGUGACAGAGCGAGAGCAGUUGCCAUAUGCCAAAGAGGAAGUAGAGAUGAUUGGUGAAAUGCUUGGUUGUACACCUCUUGUUGGAAGACAAGCCACAAAGGAUGCGGUAUUAAGACGAAUCGGUUCGGUUGCUUUGGUUCACAUCGCUGCACAUGGCAGCAUGGAAACGGGCGAAAUUGCCUUGGCGCCAGAUGAUGCUAAGAUGGAUUUCAUUUUGACAAUGAGAGAUGUACUUCGUGUUAAAAUGCGUGCGAGACUGGUUGUACUCAGCUGUUGUCAUAGUGCUCAAGGAGAGAUAAAAGCAGAAGGCGUGGUUGGCAUAGCACGGGCAUUUUUGGGCGCUGGUGCACGUUCUGUUCUGGUGUCGUUGUGGGCGAUUGAUGACAAUGCCACUCUUGAGUUUAUGAAAAAUUUCUAUCAAUUUCUUGUGACAGGAAAGAGUGCCAGUGAAGCCUUAAACCAAGCAAUGAACUGCAUGAGAGAAUCUGACGAAUUUGGUGUAGUAAAGUACUGGGCACCGUUUGUGCUCAUCGGUGAUGACGUCACAUUAGAAUUGUAA